Stomoxys calcitrans (stable fly) is the source of this 4140-nucleotide messenger RNA. RefSeq names its product RUN domain-containing protein 1. Lineage: Eukaryota; Metazoa; Arthropoda; Insecta; Diptera; Muscidae. The transcript has 4 exons. Bases 192 to 2897 code for a protein of 901 amino acids. The record is from RefSeq and is a predicted model, not a curated record.
AUCCACUUAAUUAUUAAAACUGUCAAAGAGAAAAUAACCAUACUGAAAGAAAAAAAAUUGAUUUUUUCUUCACACACUGUCAUUGGUGUAAAAGUGUUUAAAGUGUUUAUAAAUUGAGUGGCAAAACAAAGAAAAGUGCACAAAAUGAUUUGAGUUUAUAUAGGAAAGGUGGAAAAUUUACAAAAAUAAUCAUGAAUACCACGGAUUGUGAGAAAAUUGAGUGUAAAUUUGGCAAAGAAUAUCAGUUUGAGGCAAAAUUUGACGAAGGCUUUGAUGAACAAAAGGAUGAUGUCCUAUCAGCAGCAACAGAGGGCAGAGAAGGGUCAACAAAGAGGAAUUGUGAUGAUGACGACGACACAUUCAUGGCUAUCAAAGAAGAAGACCUCGAAAUGAAUACUGAUACAUUGGAAAAUUUAAUUGUGGAGAGUAACAGCUGUUGUGAGGAGAAUUUCAGAGAAAAUGAGGAGCCAACCUCAGAGGACUUUGCAAAUUUCUCACAAAUGGCAAUCGCCACUGUUGAUGGGGAAACACAAUCCUCAACAAAUAAUCAGACAACAAAUUCCACCUCUUCCUCCACUGUUGUAGUACUCUCACCGCCACCUACCCAAACACACGAGACCAAAGCAGCGGGUUUGGAUGCUACCUCAUUGGAAUUCUCAGCAGGUGACUUUGAUGAUGCUUUGCAACCCUUAAGUGAACGUUGGUCACCUUUAGGUGCCAACUACGAUGAUGCGGUUACACCUUCAUCGGAACUCUUAAGCCCCGAGUCGGAAUUGGAGCUAUUAAGUCAAUCCGACAUUAGUCAGGAUAAACAUGAAUUCUCACAAACUGCCGGCGAUGAUGUAGAAAUUGGUCGUCUAAAAUCUCUGGAAGAGGAACAGGAAAUGCUCACCUCCUCCCUUAUGGCCCUAACUUCGCACUUUGCCCAUGUCCAAUUGCGAGUCAGACAAAUAGUGGAAGCCCCUCCCCACGAAAGAGAUCAGCUAUUAAAAGAUCUCGAAGAAUUUGCCUUUCAGGGCAUACCUGAACCCAAUUCUUCCAAUCUUAGAGACACAACCCAAAGUCGCAGUGACUCUUCUUUGCAGAAUCACACAGAAGGCGACAGCCAAGGACCCCACCUUAAUAAACAACAAUUUGAAUUAAUCGAUCAGUUGAAGAGUCAACUUACAGAACUCGAAAAAAUUGCCUAUGAAUCUGGAGCUCCGGUUCUGCCACAACAUAUCCUUUUGGAAAAGCAAAAAAUCAUCAUAGAUGAACUCAAAAGUAAACUCAAUUUUAAAGUAGAUGAACAAAAAUUACCCGAACUUACAGCCGAAGAACUGAAAUGCCAAGUGGACAAUGCCAUCGGUGAAUUUGUGGGUCCGCUGAAAAUGAAAGAACAACUGGUGGCACAAUUGAAGACACAAAUAACCGACUUGGAACGUUUUAUAGCCUUUCUACAAUGCGAUACGGAUGAGAGUAAACUGAAGACACUUACCGGGGGUGGGGAAAAACUUUCCGAGGCCUAUAACAGCUAUUCGGCAAAGAAGAAAAAGGAAUCCCUUAAACCCAAAGAGUCCCCACCAAAGGUGACCGCAGCCAAUGGUGACUCCAAUAUUGAGGCGAUCGAUCCAGCGUCGGCGGGGACCCGUGAAAGUCUACAUCAUAAGGCACACAGUCUGAUGGACAAGGCUUCGAUCUUAAUGCAAAUGUUUGCCACAACGCAUUUUGGUGCCAAACCAGAAGAAUUCCAAAAGAAUACGCUAAAGAAGACCAACAAAGGAAAUCAUUGGGGAGACUUACGUGCCCAACUAGAGGUGGAUAUCCAGGAAGUCGCUUCAUUGGCAGCUACACUUAGUUUUGAUCGUGAGAAACUAGCCAAAUUAAGGAAAUCGAUGAAAAAAGCCAAACCCCAGGCACCAGAGACAACAGCUGCUCCCACAGCAACCACAUCUGCCCACAAUGGUGUUCUAACCACAAUGCCUCCAACGAGAACACGAAAUCGUGCCAAGGCAACGAUAAAUCAACAGCAUCAUCAACUCAAACCCUAUCAAGUUUCAUCCGAUUCGGAUGAUGAUGAGGACGAUUUGGAGGACUACUACAAUUGGCAACAACAAAACAAUCGCCGCAUAGUUCAUUGUGCUCGCAUACGUGGCGACUCCAUAAACACUCUGAGCAAAGAGCUGACAACUGCUGUGCGAAAAAAUUUCGCCAUGACUUUGUUGAAGUUAAUACAGCAUGGUCUGAGGGUGGAGUCCACACCGCCCGUAACAUCAAGUCUAAUAGUACCUUUUAUGCGAUGCCUUAAUCCGUCCCCGGUUUUUAUGGCCGAAAAUAAUUUUCGUGCACGUGAUUAUGAUGCUGCUUCAUUUAUGACCUCUUCAUCGGCCUUUGGUUACGAUGAUGUCGAAAGCAUGGAGUCCAGUGCAAAUUGGCCUGAUACUGGAAGUGAGGGUAAAGUUGGAGGCUUUUUCACAUCCGGCAGCACAAGGCCCAUGCAUGGCUGGGAGUUGAUAUUGGAAUAUUACUACUUGAAACAUGGCGAUGAGUACAACAAUACACCGGCACGAAAACUCUCACAGAGUUUCAAUUUGGACAUUGUAAACUCGCAAGCGGUGACGGCCAAACAAAAUCUACUCAGCACAGUGGGCAGCAUUAUAGCCAUGCAUCGUCCCUACAAGAGGAGCUAUAAUGCCCAUUUCAAAGCCUUUGUAUGUGCUGGCCUAAAUUCCCAUCAACUGGUGGAAUGGCUUAAUUUAGUAUUCAGCUGCAACGAUUUGGUGGACAAUUAUUAUGUGGCCAACAGUUAUGUGGCAUGCACAGGCUUUCGUGAUGCUUUACGUUCCAUAGAUGCCCUGAAUAAGUAUGAUUACGAUUUGCCAGUGGAUUUGGCUGUGCGCCAUUUCCGCAAUCUUUAAAUGUGGCCAUGUGGUUAACCAAUUAUGAGCCAGAGAACAUAGAACACCCUAUACAUAUAACAAAACUAGUGUGCAAUAUUAAAGGAAAAAAAAACACAAAACACGAACUUAUCGCUCCCAUUCAAUGUUUAGGACUAAAUAUUUAAUGCAAUUUUGAUUCCAAUAUAAUAAUAAUCCAAACUAGCAAAAACCCAAAACAAAAACACCCAUAGCAUAAUGAACAUAAUAUACAUAAAUGUAGGUAGGUUUAUAUGUAAUAAUUAUUACAUAUACCUAUACUACUUGUCUAAUAGUCUAGAAGUUUGUAAGCAUAAGUUUGUCUCUAUUUUCUUUUUUUUAAUUAUUAUAAAUGUAUAUCAUUAUGGAAACAGGAGUUGAUUGUCCUUUUUUCUGUUUCAAGCUUGUGAAAAUGCGAAGUUUAAAAAAAAUAUUUCUGAAAAUGAGGCUUAAAUUAUGCUUAUAAACCUAUAUAGUGGCACCAAAAUGUAUUUAGUAUCUUAUAUGAAUAGUACCAUGGUCAUAUUAAAAUUUAAAUUUUAAGGGCAGUAUGCACCUCUGACGAAAUUUUUUUUGCCAUUCAAAAUGCAUUGACAUAUCCUAAGCGAAAUUUUCGUUACCGGUACCGUUACCGAAAAUGUCGCUUACAGGUACGCAGCUCAAAUGAAAUUUUCUUUGAGUAACAGGGUGACACAAUAGACAUUGGUGAAUUUUUUCAUGCAACUACGAAUGAAAAUGUAUAUUUUAAUAGCUCCAUGCAACAUAAUAUAGAGUUAUUUUCAUUAAAACGAUUAGUACAGCACAUAUAUACCAAAAAUUAUUAAAAUUCGGCCAAAAUUAUAAAUCGAUGUUUAUCGCCAUCUAGUAUUCUACACAACCUUUUUUCAGUGGCGACAUAAAUGUCUUGGCUGCAACCAAAAAAUGUCGCUAGAGGUGCAUACUCAGCUUUAACAGCAAAUUCUUAUUUUGAACUUCGUCGUAAAGCGCAGUAUGCACCUCUGGCGAAAUUUUCGUUACCAUAAGAAUUGCAUUGACAAAUCCUAAACGAAAUUUUCGUUACCGGUACCGUUACCGUAAAUUUCGCUUGUAGGUACACAGCUUAAAUGAAAUUUUCUUUGAGCAACAGGGUGACAUUAUAGGCAUCGGUGAAUUUUCUCUUGCAACUACGAAUGAAAAUUUAUGUUUUAAUAGCUCCAUGCAACAUGAAAUAAAGUUUUUGCAAAUAAAAUUGUUUAAUUUCAGUACA